Messenger RNA from Sycon ciliatum, 495 nucleotides. RefSeq lists its product as uncharacterized. The record is from RefSeq and is a predicted model, not a curated record. The transcript has a single exon. Bases 1 to 495 code for a protein of 164 amino acids. NCBI's taxonomy places the organism in Eukaryota, Metazoa, Porifera, Calcarea, Leucosolenida, Sycettidae.
AUGGGGUUUGUCCGACCUGUGCUGGAGUACUGUUCCCUGGUCUGGCUUGGUGCGCCACCCUCACACUUGGCCAAGCUAGACCAGAUCCAGCGACGAGCCAUCCACAUCAUCGGAUCGGGCUCCUGGCUCCCUAGUCUAUCUCUGCGGCGGACAGUGGCCUCGCUUGCAUACUUGUACAAGCUAUUCUGCCUAGAUGCGGACAGCCCGCUAAAGAAGAUCCUCCCUCCUGGUGCCCAACGUCGACCUCAGGACAUACAGCCCACCCGUGUGUCUGCUCAGCCUACGCACCCACACCAGCUAUCGACUAACCUGCCAGCACGCACCCGAAACAGCUGUCUUCGCGCAUUUCCUGCCAGCGCUGUGCAGACAUGGAAUGCUCUGCCCCAAAGCAUACUGCUGAGACCCCCACACCUGGAAGGCCUGCAAGCCUUUAAGUGCCGUGUCCACCGUCACCACCAGCUGCACCACUGGAGCUGGGCGACUGAGAGCCUCUAG